Molecule: messenger RNA, 1089 nt
Organism: Pestalotiopsis fici W106-1
Lineage: Eukaryota; Fungi; Ascomycota; Sordariomycetes; Amphisphaeriales; Sporocadaceae
Exons: 4
Coding region: 1-1089 (362 amino acids)
Cellular component (GO): cytoplasm
Molecular function (GO): 2-oxoglutarate-dependent dioxygenase activity
Source: RefSeq, a predicted model, not a curated record
AUGACAGUCACUGGAACCACUCAAGACUUCACAACCACCACAGAUACACAGGCCAACAUUAUGGAUAAUGAUUUAGGGGCAUCUAAAGAUGUGUUCUUGAACAAGUUCAACCAGGACAUCGAAGUGAAUGGUAACGAAGAAUUUCCAGCUGCCAAGUACCCAAAUUACCUUCCAACCUGGGAUCCAGACCAAAGUUAUCCUCCCCUCGAGGCAUUCCCAUUUGCCGACCGUGGUCAGGGGGUUGAUACCACCUAUCCUGAUCUGUUUGGUUAUGGGGUCGAAGUUUCCGAGAUCAGCCCAAAGACAGGAUCAGAAAUUCAAGGCCUUCAACUUACUUCCCUUAGCGAUUCUGGGAGGAAUCAGCUUGCACGCUUCGUUGCCGAACGGAAAGUAGUUGUGUUUCGGGAACAACAGUUUGCGGAUCUGCCCAUCUCUGAUGUCUUGGAUUUUGGUGCAUACUAUGGCCGUUAUCACGUACAUCCAACCUCUGGCUCACCAAAGGGAUACCCGCAGAUCCAUCUUGUGCAUCUUUGGCAUUCCGACGUUACUUACGAGCGACAGCCUCCUGGAAUUACAUUUCUAUAUGUCUUGGAGAAACCUGAAUCCGGUGGAGAUACGCUCUUCGCCAACUGUUUUGAAGCAUACGAGCGACUGAGCCCCGCAUUUCAGCAUCGUCUCCACGGCCUUACGGCCAUACACUCUGGUGCUGAGCAGAUCAAGGCUUCAAUCGCAAAGGGCAGCGUCACACGAAGAGCGCCUGUGGUAACCGAACAUCCCAUUGUGCGAACUCAUCCCACGACUGGAGAAAAGGCCAUAUUUGUCAAUCCUCAAUUCACGAGAAAUAUUGUGGGUAUGAAGCAGGAGGAGUCCGAAGCUCUUCUUAAAUUCUUAUACAAUCACGUCUCAUAUGGUGCUGAUUUCCAGGUUCGCGUACGAUGGGAGCCCGGGACUGUAGUGGUGUGGGACAAUCGCGUUACCCAGCACUCUGCCAUUGUGGAUUGGACUAGUAAAGCGCGAAGACACCUGGCUCGUCUAACUUUGCAAGCGGAAAAGCCAUAUGAAACUCCAUUCUCUGCGACUUCAAAUUAG